CUCUCUCUCUCUCUCUCUCUCUCUCUCUCUCUAGUCUCUCCGAAGACAUAAGCAUUGGCUUUGUCUCUUUAUCUCUUUUAAUUCCAUUUGAUAAGUACCAACUUAAAGUAGAGUACAUAUACAUACACCGAUAUAGAGACUUCCACUGGGGUACUUGAGCUUUCCAUUUACUCCGAUCUCCUUCUGUUCAUGGAGAUUCGGUUAAUUUUGCUGGGUUUGUUGUUUGUUGUGUGCGCUAAGGGUGGAUUUGUGGAGCCGAUUGUGUAUUCUGCGAGAGUGGUACAUAGAUUCUCGGAUGAGGCUAGGGCGCAUAGGGUUUUUAGGGAUUUGAAGAAUGGAGCUCAGGUAGCUGGUGGUGGUGGUGGUCUUGGUUUUUGGCCGGAGCGGCGGAGCUUUGAAUUUUACCGGCGGUUGUUGAGCAGCGAUGUGCAGCGGCAGACGCUUAAGCUGAACCCUCAGUUCCAAUUUCUCUACCCUUCUGAGGGCAGCGCCACAAUUCCGCUUGGAAAUGACUUCGGAUGGCUACAUUACAUGUGGAUCGACAUAGCUACACCGAAAGCAUCUUUUCUUGUGGCAUUGGAUGCUGGAAGUGAUCUAUUUUGGGUUCCCUGUGAUUGUGUUCAAUGUGCACCUUUGUCUUCCAGUUAUUACAGCAGCCUGGAUAAAGAUCUCAACGAGUACAGCCCUUCUACCUCCAGCACAAGCAAGUCUCUUUCUUGCAGCCAUCACCUAUGUGAACUAGGCCUAAGUUGUCCAAAUCCUAAACAACAAUGUCCCUACACCAUUAACUACUACUCAGACGAUACCUCAACGUCCGGUUUUCUAGUCGAAGACGUUCUUCAUCUCGUGCCAGGUCAUCAUUCUGAUGCAUCCAACAAAUCCGUAAAAGCUCCAGUAAUUAUCGGAUGUGGUAGUAAACAAACUGGUGGUUACUUGAAUGGAGUUGCGCCCGAUGGUCUUUUGGGUCUUGGACUUGGAGAAAUUUCUGUGCCGAGUUUUCUCGCGAAAGCUGGUUAUAUUAAGAACUCGUUUUCGUUAUGUUUUAAUGAAGAUGAUUCUGGGAGGCUAUUCUUUGGUGACCAGGGAAUAGCUGAACAACAAACUACGCCGUUUUUGCCCCUGGACGGCAAAAAUUUAACUUAUAUUGUUGGAGUGGAUGAGUGCUGCGUUGGGAGUUCUUGUCUUGAUAAAACGAGCUUCAAAAUUCUGGUUGAUAGUGGGACUUCGUUCACGUUUCUUCCAGAUCAAGUAUAUGGAAAAGUGGUGGACGAGUUUGACAGACAAGUAAAUGCUUCGAAAUCUAUGUUUCAAGGAUACCCAUGGCAAUAUUGCUACAAGUCCAGUUCUCAUGGAGUGCCUAAGAUUCCGUCUUUGACUCUUAAGUUUGGAGCAUCCAACACUUUUGUGGUCAGCAAUCCUGUUUUUGUCAUCUACGGCACUCAGGGUGCUGUUGGAUUUUGUUUAGCAAUUCAGCCCACUGACGGAGACGUUGGCACGAUUGGACAGAAUUUCAUGACGGGAUACAAAAUCGUAUUCGAUAGAGAAAAUUUCAAGCUGGGCUGGUCGCGUUCAAAUUGUCAAGAAGAGCCAUUAAAUCCAUCGGCAAACGGAAAUUCACCAAAUUCACUGCCGACGACAGAGCAGCAGAGUUCGCCAAACGGUCAUGCAGUCGCUCCUGCAGUUGCCGGAAGGACGCCUUCCAAAUCCUCAGCCAAAUGCCGCCUCUCGUUUUUGGCGAACUCUUUCUUGUUACUGCUCACGGUGCACAUCUCUUUUAUUAAUUAAAAAUCUUAUCCUUCCGUUUAGAGGUAAAUUUCCAUUAUCUAGUUUUUUUUUUUUUUUUUUUUUUUUUUUUCUUUUUUUUUUAUUGUAGUCUCGGCCAUUUAUUUUUGUUUUUCGCAUGCAUUUACCGGUCACCAUCCUUUCUGUUUUUUUUAGGCUACGAGUUAGGGUGGUGUGUGAUAAUACAUAGAGUUCUAUGUUGUAUGUAAUCGUAAUUAUCUCCUCGACUCGUUUCAUAGGGACAUAUGUUAUAUUCCUCAAUUUUGUAAUGUACAAAUAUAUUAUACAUUUUUAUGCAUUUUCGCGAGGGCGACUUAUCGCAAUAUUUAUUUACGAACCCUUGAGUAGCUAGGCGGAGCAAAGCAGCCAACGUAAUGCUACGGGGGGCCAUGGCCCCCUUUGUUUAUGCUUGACUAGGACUGAGUAGUAAUUAAAUAAAUGUAGGUAUUUUUUAUUUGUGUUGCAAAUUAAGGAGAUUCUUGUUUACCUAACUAGCUUUCUUUUGUAGCAGAUGUAUUCUCAAUUAAGGAAGCACUAUUAUUUUUUUAUGUUU
This is a messenger RNA of Erythranthe guttata (spotted monkey flower), 2335 nucleotides long. Its product is annotated as Eukaryotic aspartyl protease family protein. Lineage: Eukaryota; Viridiplantae; Streptophyta; Magnoliopsida; Lamiales; Phrymaceae. Gene Ontology annotation, biological process: proteolysis. Gene Ontology annotation, molecular function: aspartic-type endopeptidase activity. The record is from RefSeq and is a predicted model, not a curated record.